CAUUAUUUCUUCGAAAGCGAUAAGAAAGAAAUGGAUUCCAAGAAGAUGCAAAAGCCACACGCAAUCUGCAUCCCAUGUCCUGCCCAAGGCCAUAUCAGAGCCAUGAUGCACCUUGCUAAGCUACUCCACUCAAGAGGCUUCCACAUCACCUUCGUCCACACCGAAUUGAACUAUCAACAACUCAUCCGGACCGGCGCCAUUGAUCCAACAGUUGAGAUUGAAGGGUUCUGUUUUAAGGCCAUCCCUGAUGGCCUACCACAACCUGAGGAUGCCAAUGAAGCCCCAGACCCUAUAGAAUCCACCAAGUCAAUAUCCAAACACGGUUUGGCUCCUCUAAGGGAACUUAUAAGGAGAAUCAAUGGGGACACUCAGGGUGGCCCACCAGUGAGUUGCAUGAUGAGAGAUGCAUUCAUGAGUGUUGCUCAGCCAAUCGGAGACGAGUUUGGGAUCCCUGAUGUUGCAUUUUGGCCCAUAGCUGGUAGCAGUUUCAUGGGAUUCUUCCAUAUUGAUGAGGUCUUACAACGAGGAUUCUUCAAAGAUGCCAAUUGUUCAGCGAAUGGAUAUCUGGAAACUCCCAUCGACUGGAUACCAGCAAUGCCGGGCAUCCGUCUUAAGGAUCUUCCAACUUUCGUCAGAACGGCGGACCCCAACGAUUUCUUCCUCGACUUCUCCAGACAGGCGGUUCAGACUUCAUUGAAGGCUUCAGCAAUCAUUCUCCAUACAUUUGAAGAAUUGGAUUAUGAGAUAAUUGAUGCCGCCAAGCAUAAGUUUAAGCUGCAACCACCUUAUGCUAUAGGUCCUUUAUUCGCACUCUGUGAUCAGAUUCCAAACCCCAAAUUGAAUUCCAUUAAGUCGAAUCUAUGGAAAGAAGAGAGGGAAUGUAUAGAGUGGUUAGACAAGAGAGGUGAUGCUACAGUCGUCUAUGUGAAUUUCGGUAGCGUUAUGACUGUAACACCAGAACAGUUGAAAGAGUUCGCAUGGGGGCUGGUGAACAGCAACCAUCCAUUCAUCUGGGUCGUACGGCCCAAUCUUGUAUCGGGGGGAUCAGCUAUUUUGGAGGCAGAGUUCCUGGAGGAAACAAAAGGAAGGGGUUUGAUUGCGAGUUGGUGUGCACAGAAGCAAGUGCUGGAUCAUCCUUCAGUGGGUGGGUUUCUAACACACAAUGGAUGGAAUUCUACGUUGGAGAGCAUUCAUAGCGGUGUUCCGAUGCUGUGUUGGCCUUUCUUUGGGGAUCAACAGAUGAAUUGUCGCUUCGCAUGCACCGUUUGGGGGAAUGGAAUGGAGAUUGAUGGUGAUGUGAAGAGAGAGAAAGUAGAGGGUGCCGUUAAGGAAUUGAUGGAAGGACAGAAAGGGAAGGAGAUGAGAAAGAAUGCAAUGAAAUGGAAGGAGAAAGCUAGAGAAGCUGUUGAAGUUGGAGGGUCUUCUUACAUUAGCUUUGAUAGAUUGGUGAAUGAUUUGUUGGUUAUGAAACGUUAGCUAUUUGAUUUUUUCUUUGUUCUUUUUCUGUCUUUUUUUUUUUUUUUUUUUCAAUGGCCUGUUUAACAUGUGUGGCCCACCUUUUAGAACCACGAUCUACGUUGAAUAAAGUCAUGUGCUAAGAAACAUCA
This is a messenger RNA of Magnolia sinica, 1607 nucleotides long. Its product is annotated as 7-deoxyloganetin glucosyltransferase-like. The record is from RefSeq and is a predicted model, not a curated record. Gene Ontology annotation, molecular function: UDP-glycosyltransferase activity. NCBI's taxonomy places the organism in Eukaryota, Viridiplantae, Streptophyta, Magnoliopsida, Magnoliales, Magnoliaceae. The coding region runs from base 31 to 1476 and encodes 481 amino acids. The transcript has 2 exons.